Molecule: messenger RNA, 744 nt
Organism: Colletotrichum graminicola M1.001
Lineage: Eukaryota; Fungi; Ascomycota; Sordariomycetes; Glomerellales; Glomerellaceae
Product: triosephosphate isomerase
Exons: 4
Coding region: 1-744 (247 amino acids)
Biological process (GO): glyceraldehyde-3-phosphate biosynthetic process; glycolytic process; gluconeogenesis
Cellular component (GO): cytosol
Molecular function (GO): triose-phosphate isomerase activity
Source: RefSeq, a predicted model, not a curated record
AUGGCUCGCAAGUUCUUCGUCGGCGGCAACUUCAAGAUGAACGGGUCCAUCUCGUCCAUCAAGGAGAUUGUCCAGAAUCUGAACAAUGCCAACCUUGACCCCAACACUGAGGUCGUCGUUUCCCCCCCUGCCAUCUAUCUCCAGCUCGUCCGCGACUCUCUCCGUAAGGACGUCGAGGUUGCCGCCCAGAACGUCUUCGACAAGCCCAACGGUGCUUUCACCGGCGAGAUCAGUGUCUCUCAGCUGAAGGACCUCAACAUCAACUGGGCCAUCCUCGGCCACUCGGAGCGCCGCACCAUCCUGCGCGAGUCCGACGAGGUCGUUGCCUCCAAGACCAAGUACGCCACCGAGAACGGUGUUGGCGCCAUCUGGUGCUGCGGCGAGAGCCUCGAGGAGCGUGAGGCCGGCACCACCGUUGACGUUGUCAGCAAGCAGCUGGCCGCCCUCAAGGCCGCCAUCUCCGACUGGUCCAAGAUCGUCAUUGCCUACGAGCCCAUCUGGGCUAUUGGCACCGGCAAGGUCGCCACCAACGACCAGGCCCAGGAGGUCCACGCCGCAAUCCGUGCCUGGCUCAAGAAGGAGGUCAGCGAUAAGGUUGCUGAGGAGACCCGCAUCCUGUACGGCGGCAGUGUCAACGAGAAGAACUGCAAGGACCUUGCCAAGGAGAAGGACAUUGACGGCUUCUUGGUUGGCGGUGCCUCCCUGAAGCCUGGCUUCGUCGACAUCGUCAACGCCAAGCAGUAA